Molecule: messenger RNA, 1029 nt
Organism: Blepharisma stoltei
Lineage: Eukaryota; Ciliophora; Heterotrichea; Heterotrichida; Blepharismidae
Source: the annotation of a GenBank genome assembly
AUGGAGGAAGAAAAGACAAAUAAGCCUUCAGACUCAGAUUUUAAACAGCAGCGGCUCAAAGCUUGGAAACUAAGCCCAUCCUCAUCUGUGCUUGGGAUUAUUUAUCUUAGCAUGGGUGUCUUUUUUGUUACUUUUGGAGCUGUAAUUUUAUAUGAGUCUAAUGAAGUAAUCGAAGUUGCCAAGCGCUACGACAAUCUCAAUGAAUGCAAAGCUAGCUGGAAGCACCCGUCAACCUGCAUAAUAGAAAUGGACAUUUCCGAUCACAUGGAAUCUCCUAUCUUUAUAUAUUAUGAAAUCAAAAAUAUGUACCAAAAUCACAGGAAAUAUAAUAAAUCUCGCGAUAUUAAUCAACUGUUAGGUUACAACCAAACAAAAAGUGAUAUUUCUUCCUAUUGUGAGCCUGUCGUGACUAUGAAAGAUUUAGGGCUUAUCACCAAUUUGUCUAAAGAAAUUAAGAUCGCCAACCCUUGUGGGCUAAUUGCGAAGUCAUAUUUUAAUGACACUUUUAUAUUAAUGCCGCCAGCUGAUAGUCCUAAAAAUACUAUUCUAAAUAAAAUAAAUAAAACCUAUUUUUUUAUAAUAAAUAAAUAUUUUUUAUAUAUAAUAAAUUGAUAUAUUACACAGUUAAGCAUGAUGGAAUUGCAUGGGACGUCGACAAAGAUGAUAAAUUCAAGCGAAAUAAACAUUGGGAUUCUGUACAAUGGACUGAUGUAGAAGACGGUAAUUUUUUAUAUAGAACAUUUUAUUGUAUGGAUGAGCACUGCAGGCCUCCCAACAUUUAGAAAGCUCUGGGGAAAAAUUGAGCAUGACUUAGACAGUGGAAAAUACCGCAUGCAAAUUACUAAUAAUUAUGAUGUCAGCUCUUUUAGCGGAGAAAAAAGCAUCAUAAUUACCACUUCUUCAGCAUUUGGUGGAAAACUGAACUUUUUAGGGAUCCUUUAUAUUGUGGUAGGCUGCCUUUCUUUUGCAGGAGCAGGGCUUAUUUUUGUGACGAACUAUUAUAAAGCAAAACUAUCGUCAGCUAGAUAA